AUGGGCCGAAAUUUAUUAAUGAGCAGCCUUGAAAAUGCAUCUUUCAAUAUACUACUACAAAUUUUGUUUCGAUGUAUAACUUUUAUUAUAAAUGCAUGGGUUAUUAGAAAUGUGGGACAUGAAGUCAUAGGAAUAAUGAAUGUUAGAUUGCUGCUACUUGAAAGCACAAUACUUUUCCUGAGUAGAGAACCAUUUCAUCGUGCCUGUAUAGGUCAAAGAGAUGAGUUUAGCUGGAAUCAAAUUAUAAAUCAAAUCUGGCUAUCGGUUCCCAUAAGUUGUAUCUUGUCUCUGGUCUUUGUUUACGUCUGGCUAAAUAUAUUACCAUUAGGUCAUCCAGAGCAUGCAUUUCAAUAUGAGUUUGGCUGUUGGAGUGUUGCAUUAUCAUGUAUUUUGGAACUUUGUUCAGCAAAUAUGGCUCUUGUAGCACAAUUAUUCUGUUUUGUUAAACUUAAAGUUAUUCUCGAUACCUUGCAUAUUUUUGUAAGAACCACACUAUUUCUGUCUAUCAUAAUAUAUGAUAGGUCGUUAGCUCUUAUAGCGUUUUCAGUGGCACAAGUGGGGAGCAUUGGAGCCAUUGUACUGGCAUAUUACUGCUUCUUCUAUUGGUACAUCAAAUGUAAACCACUAUAUGCCAAGGGUGCAUUGAAAAGUAGAUAUCUUCCCAAUAGUAUGUUAGAAAAAAUGUACAGUAAUAUGGAUGACUUCAGUUUUACAUCUCUUAGAGAUUUUUUGCCUAAAUAUUUAGGCACUGUUAAUUCUACUUUUAACAAAAAAUUAAAUACUCUCACACUAAGUUUUGCGAAGCAGGGUGUUGUCAAACAGCUGCUGACUGAGGGUGAAAAGUAUGUGAUGUCUGCCAGUCCAGUGAUGAGUUUUGCUGAACAAGCAACCUACGAUGUUGUAAACAAUUUAGGAAGUUUAGCUGCUAGAUUUGUAUUUCGCCCUAUAGAAGAUAGCAGCUAUUUUUAUUUCACCCAGAUGGUGAGCAGAGAUUUGCCUCUGUAUAAGCAAGACCAGAACAAGAUCCAAGAAUCUUGCACAGUCUUAUCACAAGUUUGCAAGACUGUAACUUCUAUUGGUUUAAUAGUUCUCGUAUUUGGUUUGAGUUAUUCUCAUACACUUUUGAUUUUGUAUGGCGGGGAGGCAUUUGUGGCAAGCGGUUUACCAGUUCAGCUGCUUCGAAGCCAUUGCUUAGCUAUAGUACUGAUGGCAAUCAAUGGCAUAACUGAAUGCUAUACCUUUGCCACCAUGACCAGUGCUCAGUUGAAUAGUUACAAUUAUCUGAUGGUUUUCUUUUCCAUAAGCUUCUUAUUGUUAUCCUAUGGAUUAACUUAUGUUUUAGGACCUGUAGGAUUUAUCAUUUCCAACUGCAUAAAUAUGUUUGCUAGAAUCUUGCAUAGUAUACAUUUCAUAAAUAAUAAAUGUAAGGACACUGAUUACAGACCUCUAGAUGGUCUCAAUGUAGGCAAAAUAUUCUUAUUCACUUUGUUUAUUGCUGGUUGCAUUUGUAAAAUAUCAGAGAAUAGGUUUUCUCGUAAUUCCAUUUUAACACAUGUAGCUAUCGGAGCAGUAUGCUUGGCCUUCGUCUUAUUAUCAUGGGGGUAUGAGAAUAAGGAUCUUGUGAUUAAAACAUACAGAAAGUUUGUAGGGAGUAAAGAAGAGAAAGUGUCAACAGAUUAGCAUUCGUUUAUUAUCAGGCUUAUAUAAUUAAUUAUAUUAAUAAAUGUAAAUAAGAUAUAUCUGUAUUAUUUGUAAUUAUUAAUAAAGAAGUAUAACACUUGUUGCCUUUA
Molecule: messenger RNA, 1790 nt
Organism: Maniola jurtina (meadow brown)
Lineage: Eukaryota; Metazoa; Arthropoda; Insecta; Lepidoptera; Nymphalidae
Product: protein RFT1 homolog
Exons: 1
Coding region: 1-1680 (559 amino acids)
Biological process (GO): glycolipid translocation; dolichol-linked oligosaccharide biosynthetic process
Cellular component (GO): endoplasmic reticulum membrane
Source: RefSeq, a predicted model, not a curated record